AUGGCCGUGGAAGGUUCCUUGCUUGCCCAUUAUCCCAUGGACCAAUUAACCCAUCCGUGGCAGCUUCCAUCCAUUCCAGGGUACAUGAGCAUACCGGAAAAUAACUUUUCAGACUUCAGAAUAUUUGAACCCAGCAAGAUCGAAGCCUAUUCGCCAUCCCCAGCCCUCCUGCAGGCGAUGAUCCCGCAGUAUGUCCAGCCUCGAGACACAUACAAAUCAUCCUCCUCGAGCGAGUCCGUCGACUCAACACAUAGCAGACACCCGUUGUUGGAUUCGCUGUCGAGUUUCGUGUCACUCGAUCGCCAACAGACCUUGCAUCGCCUAUCCCUCACGCCGACCGAAUCAGACAACGACACAUACCGACCCCGCAAUACACCGGUCAGGCGGCGGAAAGCCACCAGGAGCCGGAUUACGCCUCGGUCGAACAAGCACGCCAGGGAACUCGAGCUCAACCGGAAAGCGGCGACUAAAUGUCGCAAUCGACAGAAAAACUUUGUGGAAAAACUGCAAAAGAAAUGCCGCUACGAGGAGGUAAAGAUGCAUGAGCAAUCGACGCUGGUGCACGCCUUGCAUGACGAGGUAGCCGUCCUUCGGAAAGAGGUAAUGAGACAGAGUUUAUGUGGAUGUCAAUCUCUGCCAGUGUUGUAA
Exophiala bonariae is the source of this 648-nucleotide messenger RNA. RefSeq lists its product as uncharacterized. Gene Ontology annotation, molecular function: DNA-binding transcription factor activity. The record is from RefSeq and is a predicted model, not a curated record. Lineage: Eukaryota; Fungi; Ascomycota; Eurotiomycetes; Chaetothyriales; Herpotrichiellaceae. Gene Ontology annotation, biological process: regulation of DNA-templated transcription. The coding region runs from base 1 to 648 and encodes 215 amino acids. The transcript has a single exon.